CAUCAAAUAUCCUGCAUUACUUAAAACACAUCAUCAAACUCCAAAAAGACGCACAGAGAAGAGAAUCAAGAUGAGUUUCAGAUUCUCUCAUGUUCUUCAUCUUUUUUUCAUACUUUCUUUCUCCUUUUCAAUCUUAGCUCAUAAUGAACAAGACCCAACAACAAAAAUUAUGGAAGAUUUUUCAGGAUACCCAAUUCAUGAACCCCAGUUUAGUGCUUCAACUUCCUUCUCAGUUGAUACUGAAAACUUACAGCUUCAGAUUGAUGAGUUGUCUAGAUACUCGGAUACUCCUGCUCCAUCAGUUACUAGAAUUCUAUACAGCGAGAAAGAUGUAUUAGCUCGGAGGUUUAUAAAGAACAUAAUGGCGUCAUCUGGUCUCUCUGUUAGAGAAGACGCUGUUGGUAAUAUAUUCGGGCGAUGGGAUGGCCGUGAACCUGAGUUGACUGCUGUUGCAACAGGUUCUCACAUUGAUGCUAUUCCAUACUCUGGAAAGUAUGAUGGAGUUGUUGGGGUGUUGGGAGCAAUAGAGGCAAUUAAUGUUUUGAGAAGGUCUGACUUCAAGCCUAAAAGGGCUCUAGAGGUGAUAAUGUUCACAUCAGAGGAGCCCACACGUUUUGGAAUAAGCUGUUUGGGAAGCCGCUUAUUGGCAGGGAAUGAUGCACUUGCUAAUGCUCUUAAAGGGACCGUUGAUGGUCAAAGCAUAUCAUUUUUUGAUGCUGCGAGAUCUGCAGGCUAUGCAACAGAUCAAGAUGAUUUAAGCAGUGUGUUCCUGAAGAAAGGAAGCUAUUCAGCUUUUAUUGAGUUGCACAUUGAGCAAGGCCCAUUGCUAGAAGACGAAGGUAUACCAAUAGGCGUUAUAACUGCUAUUGCUGCACCAGCAAGUAUAAAGGUGGAUUUUGAAGGAAAUGGAGGUCAUGCGGGAGCUGUUCUGAUGCCUUACAGAAAUGAUGCAGGAUUGGCAGCUGCGGAGUUGGCACUUGCUGUUGAGAAACAUGUAUUAGAAUCUGGAUCCAUUGAUACUGUUGGUACUAUAGGCAUUUUGGAGCUGCAUCCAGGGGCAAUCAAUAGCAUCCCGAGCAAGUCUCACUUAGAAAUUGAUACACGAGACAUUGAUGAGAAGCGGAGGAACAGUGUAAUCGAAAAAAUUCAUCAAUCUGCUAUUACUAUAGCUAAGAACCGAAAUGUCACACUAUCAGAAUUUAAAAUCGUCAAUCAGGAUCCACCAGCAUUAUCAGAUGCAUCAAUCGUUAAGGCCAUGGAAGCCGCAUCUAAAGAACUCAACCUCAACCACAAGUUGAUGAUUAGCCGAGCAUACCAUGAUUCAUUAUUCAUGGCCAGAGUAUCUCCAAUGGGCAUGAUCUUCAUUCCAUGUUAUAAAGGUUAUAGUCACAAGCCUGAAGAAUUUUCGACGACUGGCGAUAUUGCAAAUGGCGUCAAAGUAUUAGCAUUAACUCUAGCCAAGUUGUCCCUAGCCUGAUGUAAUUACUCGGCAAUUUCAACUCUAUGACAGCUUCUUAAAGGUGGUUUCGUUCUUUUUGCUAAAUAUGUGAAAAUGUUGGAUGUAUGAAAUUGAAGGUUACAAUGAAUAAUAUUUUGACCCCCAACGAUGUCCUACAUUUCCGACAGAUAGUAAAACUAUCAAAUAAAAAUAGAUGUAUCG
Messenger RNA from Papaver somniferum (opium poppy), 1660 nucleotides. RefSeq names its product ureidoglycolate hydrolase-like. The coding region runs from base 71 to 1477 and encodes 468 amino acids. NCBI's taxonomy places the organism in Eukaryota, Viridiplantae, Streptophyta, Magnoliopsida, Ranunculales, Papaveraceae. Gene Ontology annotation, molecular function: hydrolase activity, acting on carbon-nitrogen (but not peptide) bonds, in linear amidines. The transcript has 12 exons. The record is from RefSeq and is a predicted model, not a curated record.